AUGGGCGGCGGCGGCGGCGGCCCGCGGCGGCCCGGCGCUCUGCCGCUGCUGGCGCUGGCGCUGCUGGCGGCGCAGGGCGGCGCGGCCCCGCUGCAGCCCGGCGGCUCCCCCGCGCUCACCAAGAUCUACCCCCGCGGCAGCCACUGGGCUGUGGGACAUUUAAUGGGGAAAAAGAGCACUGGAGAUUUUCCUUAUGUUUAUGAAGAAGAAAACAAGACACCGUUUUCAGCAUUACCUGAAAAUAUCAAGCAGCUGGAAGACUAUCUGCAGUGGGAAGAAAUCUCAAAAUAUUUGCUACGGCUGCUGGAAGGGAAUGAAAAUAAAAGUGCUCACUUUUUAAAAGGAGACCUUCCCUGGUAUAGCAGGAACACCUGGGAGACAGAUGACAAUAGCAGUUGGAAAGAAAUGAUGGACUAUCUGCUUCAAGUUGUGAAUAUGAAAGAGAGCACUCCAAGCUGAAAGAAGGUCUCUAAAUCAUGAAGAAAUGGAAUACUUUCCGUAAGAGACUAUAUUUCACAAGCACUUGAUUGUAUCAGAUAAUCAACAAGGUCUCUUUUCUGUAAACAAGAUUUCCUUUGU
This is a messenger RNA of Gymnogyps californianus (California condor), 579 nucleotides long. RefSeq names its product gastrin releasing peptide (gene GRP). The transcript has 3 exons. Gene Ontology annotation, molecular function: neuropeptide hormone activity. Gene Ontology annotation, biological process: neuropeptide signaling pathway. Lineage: Eukaryota; Metazoa; Chordata; Aves; Accipitriformes; Cathartidae. The record is from RefSeq and is a predicted model, not a curated record. The coding region runs from base 1 to 459 and encodes 152 amino acids.